Truncatella angustata is the source of this 1731-nucleotide messenger RNA. Its product is annotated as pyruvate kinase-like protein. The record is from RefSeq and is a predicted model, not a curated record. NCBI's taxonomy places the organism in Eukaryota, Fungi, Ascomycota, Sordariomycetes, Amphisphaeriales, Sporocadaceae. The transcript is spliced from 2 exons. Gene Ontology annotation, molecular function: 2 iron, 2 sulfur cluster binding; molybdenum ion binding; pyridoxal phosphate binding. Bases 1 to 1731 code for a protein of 576 amino acids.
AUGGAGGUCGUCGCAGUUAGUCAGUCUGUGCCCAAGGAGUAUGAGCUUCGUGGUAUGAAGAUAUCCACCUCUAUCAUUCGUGAUCCUAUAACAUCGAGCAAUGGCUAUAUCGAGCUCAAUGAGUCUGGUGUCGUUGGCAAUAGGACGGCAGCCCAUGAUGGGCCGGUGUACGUAUUCUUCGCCGAGAAUUACGACUACUGGUGUUCAAACCUAGGUGUGGAGCGUUCUGCCUGGAAUUGGUGUCACUGGGGCGAGAACAUAACCCUCAAGUGCAAGGACGAGGUCCACCUUGAAGAUGAUAUACACCUAGGAGAUGUGUGGAGAAUAGGCGACUCAGUACAGCUCGAGGUGUGCGGCUCCCGCAUCCCUUGCGGAAAGCUGGCUUGGAGAUGUGGUCAAAGUGACCUGUGGCUUAAGCCGUUGGCAGACUCUGGUCGAGUUGGAGUCUACUUACGUGUGCUUCAGGGUGGCCGGAUACAUCCGGGGGAUCAAGCCUUCUUGCAGAGUCCUUCCAAUGAUGAUAUGGAUGUGGCUACAAUUACUCGUGUCGCUUACGAUACAUCCCUGACAACAAGAGACACACUUGAUAUUCUUGCAAAUCAUCAAUUGCUUCUCCGUAUGAACAGGUUCUUCAUUAUGUUGAAACUGUGGGCUAUUGAAGACUCAUUAAACAAGGGCAAGCAUGCUUGGAAAGGUUGGAGGGAUCUUGAAGUGACUCGAGUGGUCAAAGAAGGUGUUGGGCUAAAAUCAUUCUAUUUCAGACCCAGAGACGAACAAGCGCUGGCAAACUACCUGCCUGGUCAGUUUCUAUCAAUCCAACUACCAGGGAAUAAGACGCGCAACUGGACCAUCUCCGACUUUCCCUCUCGAGAUAGUCCGUCCAACUAUAGAGUCACCAUUAAAGACGCGGGGGACGCAUCUUCUUGGAUGCACGAGCAUUGUAUAGUAGGCACUAUAUUGCCCGUGAGGUCCCCAGCCGGUCGUUUCUUCUUAGACUGGGGGACGCAGGUCGCAUUUCGUCAGGUCUAUAUAUCUGCCGGCAUUGGUAUCACGCCUAUUCUCGCCAUGAUGAAAGCGCAUAGUAUUCAUCCCAAAUUUGCGAGAGCCCAAGCGCUUUGGAUUCAUGUAACGCAAAAUAGUGGCACUCUUCCCUUCCGAGAUGAGCUGGCUAAGCUCAAACUUCCACUUCAAAGACAUCUAUUUUUUACUCACCCCUUAGAGGCAGAUAUAGACGGCGAUGAUUAUGACUACGCCGGCCGACCAGAUCCCUCAUGGUUCGAAGAUAUACUCGGAGCUUCAUAUACCAUGAACCCCCUUGGAGCAUCUGAUAUGACAUUGCCAACUCAAAUGUCGUCGUUUCAUAUAUGCGGUCCCACUGCUUUCGAAACUUCGAUUAGGGAAUGCUUGGGAAAAGUAGGGGUGCCGUCGCGGGUAAUCAAAAGCGAAUCUUUUUUGCCGUCCGGGUCCAUCACUAGUGAUCUGAAUACGGCCCGGGUAAAAUUCGCCAAAUCCAACGUCUCGGCAAUCUGGAAUCAGAACAGCCCAAAGUCGUUGCUGGAACUGGCAGAGUCGUUAGGCCUUACACCCGAUUAUGGUUGUCGAGUUGGUGUGUGUGGCAGCUGUGCUGCCAAACUCAUGUGCGGCUCUGUAACGGGAGGUGUUCAGAUGGACGGGACCGUAUUGACUUGUUCAGCGAUGCCAGCCUCUGAGAGUGUGGAACUCGAGCUAUAA